Messenger RNA from Gilbertella persicaria, 1193 nucleotides. RefSeq lists its product as uncharacterized. The record is from RefSeq and is a predicted model, not a curated record. The transcript is spliced from 2 exons. Bases 1 to 1119 code for a protein of 372 amino acids. NCBI's taxonomy places the organism in Eukaryota, Fungi, Mucoromycota, Mucoromycetes, Mucorales, Choanephoraceae.
AUGGUGGUGCACACCCAGUACAACGGCAAGAGGGAAAGUAAAAAAUCAUUAGUGGCAGACAAUCAUCCCAGAAUCAGUAACUAUUUUAAGCCAACGCCUAAAAAACCAGCGAUAACCAAACGCAAGCAUGAAACCAAUGAAAAUACCGAUUGCAACGAUGAGAAUCGCAAGAAAACACCUUCACCUACAAACUCACAACAGAAAAAACCAGGGCUUGGAACCAAAGAAAACACCAGGCCUGCCUUGAGAGAUAUAAAUCCAUCUAAAUCUCUAAAUCAAACAUGUCACAAUCAGCCUACCAAACCUGCUUUUACAGUACUGUCAGAUGAAGAUAUUAAAAAGGGUGUUGAAAAGGCAGUAACGCCUCCUAUUCAAGUCUAUUGUGAUAAUGAAGAAGAAGAAGAGGUGCCAUUCUUUGUCUAUCGUGAUACAGAAGAUCAAUCAGCACAUGAGACGCGUAGUCAAGAAGACAAGCCAAAAGAACAAAACACACAAUUCAUACCCGAGACAGAAGAGACACAAUGGACUGAAGUAACUUCUUCGCCUAUCCAUGUAUUUGAUGAUGAAGAUGAAGAAGACGCGCAGCCUGAAAUAUCUGCAAGUCAAGUGCAAGAAAAAGCCGAAUAUGCUAAAAACGGAUUACGAAAAAAAACAGAUGAAAAUGCCGAUUAUGGCAACAAUGAUGAUGAUGAUGACUUUGACGACGAUGAUUUGUUUACAAAAACCACCGAUACAGCCAUUACAUACAAACCCAUUGGACUUGCAGAGAAAAAGCCUCUUAAUGAACUUGUUUCAACCACAGGCUCUACUUUCUUUGAUGAUGAAAAAGAUGAUACAUUUGUAGACGCCAUUCAUUUCUCGUUUGGAGAUCAAAGUGAUGAAGAAAAGGGAGGCAGUGACUUUGUUGAUCCAGACUUGGAAUUCUCAGUAGGCGAUAUACCACAGGACGAUUUACCACAAGUUGAUCCAACACUGACAUUAUCACCACAUAGUAUUGAACCAGUCAAAGAGAUUCUUGUGCCAUAUCCAAAUCCUCGGGGUGAAACUGUCUUGGAAAAACUAAAUCUUAAGAAAAUGAAUGAAAGCAAAGCUGAAGAUGACUUGCCUAGCUUGUCUUGAUCUUUAUAUACAUAUUCAUCAUUUAUGAAUCAUACCCCCACACCUUCUUUAUAAGUUGAAUAAAUAAUGGACAC